AUGAGUUCAAUUAAUAAUAAUAAUAAUAAUAACAAUAAUAAUGAAGAAUUAAAUGGAGAAGAAGAAGGCUGGAAUGAUUUAUCAUCACCGGAUUUAACAACUAAUACUAAUAUAGAUACUUCACAAAAUAUAAUACGAUCUCGUCUAAAUCAAGCAAGCACUACAACCACCACAGAAGAAGAAGAAGAAGAUAUUCAAGAUAUUUCACGUUCAUCAACUGAUCAAUCUUUAAAUUCAUCAAACACAAAAACACCUCAAUGGCAAAAAUGUACAUUAAAAAUAUUAGUACUUAUAGGUUAUACAAUAACAACAAUAUUAUUUUCAAUAAUUACUUAUUUACAUUAUUUUUUUAUAAGAUAUAGUUAUGAUGAAGAAACUGCUAUAAAUAUUUUAGAUGGAGUAUUUAGAGCUCAAGAAAAAGCUAUAAAUAAUUAUCAUAAAAGACAUAAUAAUGAUCAACGAUUAAAUUCAAUUGAAAUUCCACCUUCUUAUCAAUAA
Lodderomyces jiufengensis is the source of this 498-nucleotide messenger RNA. RefSeq lists its product as uncharacterized. Lineage: Eukaryota; Fungi; Ascomycota; Pichiomycetes; Serinales; Debaryomycetaceae. The coding region runs from base 1 to 498 and encodes 165 amino acids. The record is from RefSeq and is a predicted model, not a curated record. The transcript has a single exon.